CACAAAUAGACGUAAUGCAAAUGCGUCAUUGUGAAUGGUGCUUUUAGUGAUAAAGGUGGCUGUGGGAGACUUUCCAUUUCACAUCAGAUGUAAACUGUGUUUGUAAAAUGGAUGUUAUAACGAAUACUUCUGUUCGUUAAUUAAGAUUAACUAUUUCUCCAUUUUUUUAACUGACCUUCGUUAAUAAUAACGAAGAAAUGGAGAUAAAUAGGAAAAUAAGAAUGUUAGUUCUGAUCGAAUCCCGGUACGAGCGUCUAUAAAAUCCUGCGUAGCAUCACGACGGUUCGUUCGCAGAGUGAACAACCAUUCCGCAACAAUCGCGAUGCAUGAUCUUAUACGUUAGUGGUGAGUGUUCGUAUCGCGUGUGCGUGUUUAUCCAUGUGGCAAAUUGAGGAUGCAACAUAGAGAUUAUGUUGUUCCUCACGGCCGUAUUCAUGAAUAUGUGCGUUCAUUACAUCUGUAUAAGUUCUUUAUCCAAAAACCACUGUACUUUCGUGAUAGAAUGUGGUUUGAGUUCAUAUUACUACUUUGACACGAUGACAAGAUUACACCAUCAAAACGUGAUUCUUCUGUGAACAAAAAAACGAGUUUAUAUUUUUAUUGAUCUGAUUAAAUGAAAAUUAUUAAUUGUAAAGAAAUUAUAUCAACAAAUUCUAUAGAUCAAGGGAUUUUUAUCGAUACUAACUUUAUUCUUUAGAAAUUCACCGUAACUGGGAGUGCCGCUAGAUCGCAGUUGAACAUGCUCCGAAAGGAUUGGAGUGAAUUUUACGUUAUAUGCGAAAAAAGAUUGCUUUUUUAUUUUUCAAAAGUAAUAUGGUAUCUCGAACGAUUUCUUUAAAAUCUUAUGCAAAUCUUCUAUAAACGAUAUGUGAACAUUGGAUUAAGAAGAAGACAAACAAUGUAUCGGUGAAACUGGCAUGAAAAUGUACAGCGGUGUUAAGUGGCCUCUGUGAUGUAUUGCGAACGGUGCUUAACCUAACUUUUCAUCGACGCUUCUACACGGCGUUUUCUUGCGAUAAUGGUCAUGGACAAUCUUGUCAUUUUAUAAUCAUUUUUAUGUGAAAAAUUAAUUUGAAUGAUGUGACAAAUGUUUCUUUUUGCUUCAUAUUUCUGAAGCUUCUUAAUAAAUUUAUGAUUAUUGAUCAUAAAUUAAACUGUUAUGUUGAGCACUUAUGUAGUGUUCAUUAGUGUAUUGUGUUGUGUAUAGUGUUCAGAUUGUACAAAGUUUUACUUUUUGUGCAAAUUAUAAUUGUUAUAUUGAACUUGUGAUGGUCAUGGUGACAUCAAAUUAUAACUGUGACAAAUUGAAAAGGAAGAUAACUUAAUGAGAUGGAUAAUAGAAAGAACACAUGCUUUGGGAAUUAAUGGGUAUAUGCUUUUCCUGCAGGAGACCUACAGGCAGCAGGCUGAAUAAUAAAAUCUCAGAACAUAUCUCAGCAUCAGUAACACCCCUCCAUGUUUGUCUGGAGGAACAAAGAGGACCAGAACUGGGCUCUUGUGACGCCUCGGCUUAUAAGCCACAGGCAAAAAAGUUAUUUGAAAAGCAGAAAACAAAAGAAAGGAGUAGUAAAGAAGAAGUGGAAACUGAAAUUAUUGCAAUCAAAACAGGAGAUUUGAAAUUCAGUCAGCCAAGUAUGUCCAAUACUAUCAGUAAUAUGAAGAUGACCAACCGUAUUAAAGGAAUGGUGAGCAAACGUCGUAGGCGUUUCACAGAAGAUGGUUUUGAUCUUGAUCUCACAUAUAUAAGAGAUAAUUUAAUAGCAAUGGGAUUUCCAGCUGAAAAGCUAGAAGGAGUAUAUAGGAAUCACAUAGAUGAUGUUGUCAAACUGUUGGAAUCUAGACAUAAAGAUCACUAUAAGAUUUAUAAUCUAUGUUCAGAAAGAUCUUAUGAUUUUAAAAAAUUUAAACAAAGAGUAGCUACAUACGCCUUUGAUGAUCAUAAUCCACCAAUGUUGGAUCAAAUUAGACCAUUUUGUGAAGAUGUACAUGAAUGGCUUUCUCGACAUCAAGAAAAUGUAGCUGUAGUUCAUUGUAAAGCGGGUAAAGGUCGAACAGGUGUAAUGGUGUGUUGUUACCUUCUUCAUAUUAAACAAUUUCCCACUGCCACAGAAGCCCUUAAUUACUAUGGAACUAAAAGAACGCACGAUAGAAAGGGUGUAACAAUACCUUCACAGAGGAGGUAUGUGGAUUAUUAUGCUACUCUUGUACAAGAAGGAUUAAAUUAUCAACCUGUUACAUUGUUGUUACGGAAAAUACAAUUGGAUCCAGCACCCAUUUUCCAUGGAGGUCAAGGAUGUAAGAAAAAUAAAAUAUUCAAAAUAUAUUCAAAAAAUGAAAUGCAAUAUAUGUUUAUAUAUAAUUUUUAUAUUUUAGACUUACAUUGUGUAAUAUCUGAAUCUAAAAAAAAGAUAUUUAGCUCUGAAAUAGUGGAAGUACGCAAAGGAAUGCAUAUGAUUAGUAUCCCUUUAAAACACAGUGUAGCAUUGACAGGAGAUAUACGAGUGGAUUUCUUUAACAGACCAAAAAUGAAACGAAAGGAAAAAUUGUUCCAUUUUUGGUUCAAUACAUUUUUUGUACGGGAUUAUUUAUCGCCAGAAUAUGAUAAUGGAGAGUUACCAGUUGAGCGUUCAACUAGGGCAUUGAGUUGCGAUGGUACAACCAUGGAAUUACCAAUGGUUAUGUCGCAUAUGAAAUCCCGGGCCGGAUCGCUGGCUAGUCUCGGACCUAUGCCACCUACUCUUGUUUUAAGUAUAGAUAAAUGGGGUUUGGAUGACGCACAUAAAGAUAAACAUCACAAAGUGUAUAGUGCUGAUUUUAAAGUUAGUUUAUUUAUGCAUCGAAUGGGUGGUACUAUAUCGCAAGCUGUAUCAGCAACGACAAAUAGAACAGGAGAGGGUAUACAAAUAGGAAUGGGAGGACAAGACACUCCGAGCGAAUCAAGUGAAGCGGACAGCAGUGAAUGCGAUACGACCGGAGAUACAACGGGUGAUGAAGAUGGGGAAUCUGGUGAGUCUUCUGCAUCUCUGGUGGUGAAUCACCAUCCUCUUACACACAGCAGUAGCCGUACACACGUUAGUAUUCACCAAAGAGCUAGUCUCAGAGAAACUGCAAAGGGUUUACUCUCACGUGGGGAUAAAAAUAGAAAUAGUCAUCGGCAAACCACAAGCAAUGUGAAACGUUCUUCAGCUCUUGUACGUUCAGCCACGUUUGACACAUAAAAAAAUUAUAUAUGUAUAUAUGUAUUAUUAUUAUAUAUGUAUAUAUAUAUGUAUAAUUUUUUUAUUUUAUGUACAUAUUGUGUGUAUAUAUAUAAAUAGCGCACACGUGCACUAUAUAUACACAUAACGCACACAUGCACGCCCUCACACAGAGUAUUUUGUACUUAAUGAGUUGAGUUCUUUGAACUGAUAUAUGAUUUUUACAACAAAUUUAUGUAAAACUAGAUCGUGCUACUAGUUUUUCUUUGUUAUGCCAGCAUGAAAAGUUUUAGUAAGUUCUUAAAUGCAUCAAUUUUAUCUAUAUUUUUUGCUAUUGAACAUUAUGAACGUAUAUAUAAAAAAAUUUUGGUUGAUCAGUUUUAAGAUAAGAGGAAUUAAAAGAUAUUUUAGGAAAAUACUUUUUUAAAUGAGAAGAAUAUGAAAUUAUGUCUUUUAAUAUUAUUCCUUUAGUAAGAUAUUGGCUGAAUAAAUUUUUAAUGUUC
Apis laboriosa (Himalayan honeybee) is the source of this 3700-nucleotide messenger RNA. It is a transcript of the gene Pten, whose product is annotated as phosphatidylinositol 3,4,5-trisphosphate 3-phosphatase and dual-specificity protein phosphatase PTEN. Gene Ontology annotation, molecular function: protein tyrosine phosphatase activity; phosphatidylinositol-3,4,5-trisphosphate 3-phosphatase activity; protein tyrosine/serine/threonine phosphatase activity. The transcript has 8 exons. The record is from RefSeq and is a predicted model, not a curated record. Gene Ontology annotation, biological process: phosphatidylinositol dephosphorylation; cell motility; protein dephosphorylation. Gene Ontology annotation, cellular component: plasma membrane; cytosol; cell projection. The coding region runs from base 1350 to 3218 and encodes 622 amino acids. NCBI's taxonomy places the organism in Eukaryota, Metazoa, Arthropoda, Insecta, Hymenoptera, Apidae.